CCACGUGAAAGAGUCAGGACCAUGCGUAAGGUUGAUUUGCAAUAGAUACAUCACAAACUAGUGGAAGUUAAGGUUGUGAAAUUACUAACCGUCAGAUAUACUUAGACACAUCAUUACGAUUAAUACAAUUAUCGGUUUGUUUUUACGGCAUUCUGUCAGUUAUAGUGAGUUAAUAAGUAUAAGUCACAACUCAUGUUCGGCACGUAGCCGCUAGCAAGCUAACAUCAGAUUUGAAAAUGGAUGAAGAUGGUCGCGGGGAUUUUGAACACCACAAUUUGAAAGAUACCACAGUGAACGACUACAGUGCUCCAGCCGUUGAAACUACAUCUGUGGCAUCAUCUAACACAUGUAAUGAGAGUGAUACUAACCUGGCAAUAAGUUUGGAGACUCAGCCUGCAAAAUCAGACGAUAUGGACACGACCGCCUCCACCACUUUGGGAGCAAUGGAGUUCAGUUCCACAAGUGUUUACCAUGAGCCUGUAAAACAGUCAACAAGUCACAGUGUGAACAGUGAGAUUCACAUAGAGCCUGGAACUAAACAGGAGAAUGUCAUUGUAGACUCAUCACAGGGUGUCUUGUCAACGGACCAAAUGGAUUCUGAGCUGAUGCCAAAGACUGCAGACUGUAUCGAACAAACGGUUGCAUUAAAGGAAACUGUUGCCACCAAUCAAGCAGAGCACACAACGGAACAAGAGAAUCAACGGACUGUGUCGACAGAGGACAUGGACGUUACAGCAACUCCGCCAGUAACAACUGACCAUAAGAAGAUGGUGUCACCGUCUGCUGUGGCCUCCGUCACGAAUCUUGAGUUCCUCCAGAAUUCUGAGGGACUGAGCAGCAUCACUCAGUACAGAGGGGACAGUUCGGAUGACCACUCGUCAGACAGUGAUUCGGACUCUGACUCUUCGUCAUCCUCAUCGUCUUCCUCCUCUUCCUCCUCAUCUGGACCCCUACUAGUUGCUUUGGAAGAAGACGACCAAGACGAAGGUCUCGGUAAAGGAAAGGGACCAGCGCCUCUCAAGACUCAAGAUGAAGUCCUUGUGGAUGAGCUGCCAGCGGUGGAGGACCUCCACAUCAGUCUCCCAGAGGACACUGAGCUCAAGCCCAUGGGACUCAUCUCCAGUAUCGUCGACAAGCUCGUGAUUGUGGAGUCAUUCAAGGAUGCCCCUCCUCUCAACGAUGACAGCGUGAUAUUCAGCGAGAAGAGGGUGGCUAUUGGCAAGGUGUUUGAGGUGUUUGGGCCCGUGGUGCAGCCCUUUUACGUGCUCAGGUUCAACUCUGACAAGGACAUUGCGGAGAAGGAGCUCAAGCACAAGGCCACAGUCUACUAUGCCCCGGCGGUGAAGGACUUCACUGCCUACAUCUUCGCUGAGCGGCUCAGACAGCUGAAAGGAUCUGAUGCCUCCUGGAAGAACGACCAGGAGCCGCCAGCAGAGGCUUUGGACUACAGCGAUGAUGAGCAAGAGACGUUGGCCAAGCGGAGACUCAAGGAACAGAGGAGAGAAGAGAGGGCUGAGGCUGAUGGCGAUAAGGACAAACAGAAACCAGGCAACAAGAAGCCCCCCAGACGAGAGCCACGCCAGGCCUUGGGCCCGAGACCGCGGGGGCCUCCCAACCCCCGUGCCGGGCCACCCAACCCCAGAGCCAGCUAUCCACACCACCUCCCCAACCCACACUUCCGCCCGCCUCCACCCAUGGGCGGUGGUUACAACCUCCACCCGCCGUAUCCCCCUCCCUUCCAGGCUCCGCCUCCAUAUAUGUCCAUGUACCCCGGGCCACCCCCGGCACACAUGCCCUGGCCCCCUUACCCCUUCCCAGGGAUGUUCAUGCCGCCACCUCCCCCUCCACCAACUCCACCCCCACACUCAGGCCAUCAGCAUCGGCCCAACUGAAAUCCAAUGUCUCGCACAGCUAUAGGUUAUAGGCACUUUGAGAUAUGAUAUGUCAAAGACAUUGUAGUAUCAAGUAAUCAAAGACAUUGUAGCUGACGAGGAAGGGGAAGGGGAAAUUACAACAGCUAAAUAGACUGACUAUUGAUACGAGAGCCUUAUCUUAAGUUUUAUCAGAAAGCAUAAUAAAUACCACCUGGAGAUGAUCAUCCAUAUUUCUAUUUUUUUUUAAUGCCAGUCUGACUUUUGUGAAGGUUUUGUUUUUUUUUCUUUUCAGAAAAAGGUGAAGUAAAAUCAAUAGUUUCAGCAGACGUGUAAAUAAUGCGAACACAGAUGGCUUGUAAAUUACAUUACACAGUGAGAUUGAAUCAUGUUUGCAUUGAUCCACAGCUUUUUUUGUUUGAUAAUAAAUUUUUUAUAUAUGUG
Sardina pilchardus (European sardine) is the source of this 2315-nucleotide messenger RNA. It is a transcript of the gene naf1, whose product is annotated as nuclear assembly factor 1 homolog (S. cerevisiae). Bases 237 to 1892 code for a protein of 551 amino acids. Gene Ontology annotation, cellular component: sno(s)RNA-containing ribonucleoprotein complex. NCBI's taxonomy places the organism in Eukaryota, Metazoa, Chordata, Actinopteri, Clupeiformes, Clupeidae. The transcript has 9 exons. Gene Ontology annotation, biological process: ribosome biogenesis; pseudouridine synthesis; box H/ACA snoRNP assembly. The record is from RefSeq and is a predicted model, not a curated record. Gene Ontology annotation, molecular function: RNA binding.